AUGUCAUCAAGGUUGAUUUCAGAGAAGAAACUAGGCGCAGGACGUGUGGUGGCAGUGGCAAUUGAGAAUAACAAAACAAGCCAAUUUGCAGCCAAAUGGGCAGUUGACAAUCUUCUUCCUAAAGACCAAUAUCUCUUAUUAAUCCAUGUUAGACAAAAAGCUUCUUCCAUUCCUACACCAACGGGAAACCAUGUACCUGUUGAUGGCAACGAGGAUGUGGCUAAAGCUUACACUCAACAAAUAGAUAACGAAUCCAAGGAGCUUUUCGCUUCAUUUCGUGUCUUCUGCAAUAGAAAGAGUAUACAAUGCAAAGAAAUCUUGUUGGAGGAUAUGGAUAUAUCCAAGGCAUUAAUGGAAGCUAUUUCAUCGUAUUCCAUUGAGCUUAUGGUACUUGGGGCACCAUCAAGGAAUGGUCUUGUCAGGACAUCGGAUGUUCCAGGCCUUGUGUCUAAAGGGGCACCGCCAUUCUGCACUGUGUACAUUAUUUCAAAAGGGAAAAUCUCAAGUGUGCGAACUGCUACUGCUACAUUAACUUCUAAACCCCGUAACAAUAUAGUGGUCCCGCAGCCUCAGCCUCAGCCUCAGCUUCAUCCUCAGCCUCAGCCUCACCUUCAACUAAGUCCUGACAGAAUGGAUGCAUAUCUAAUGCGCAACCAUCCACCACGACCAUCAGCAGAGAAGCCAGCAUUCGUUGCCCGCCAGCUAAUGGAUGAAGAGGAAAUCAAAUCACCAUUCACAAGAGUUGGUAGACCAUCCCACAGAUCAUACGAGUCCUCAAUCCCUGACUCUGAUAUUUCAUUCGUGAGCAGUGGAAGGCCAAGUAUUGAUAGGAUGUUCCCUUCAUUGUAUGAAGAAAUGGACUCUGGAAUGACCCCUCGGGUUUCAACAGGCUCAGAUUUUGAUAGCAGAAGCUACGGUUCAUCUUUCUCAGGAGCUAAGUCAAUUAUUGAUCAAGCUGAUUACUCGUUCACUUCCCAAGACAGUGGGACGUCCAUGUCACCAACAUCAAGAUUAUCAAAUUCGGAUGAAGUGGAAGCUGAAAUGAGGAGACUGAAGCUAGAACUGAAGCAGACAAUGGAAAUGUACAGUACAGCUUGCAAGGAAGCUCUGUCAGCAAAGCAAAAGACAAUGGAGCUUCAGCGUUGGAAAAUGGAAGAACAAAGGAAAUUGGAAGAGGCAAAAAUUGCUGAAGAAUCAGCAUUGGCAGUAGCUGAGAAGGAGAGAGCAAAAUGUAAAGCUGCCAUGGAGGCAGCGGACGCUUCUAGAAAAAUAGCAGAGUUGGAAGCACAUAAAAGAAUGAAUUCAGAAUCUGAGCAUAGGAAGAAGACAGGAGAUACUGUCUCACAUGUUCAAGCCAGGUACAGAAAAUACUCUAUUGAGGAAAUAGAAGAAGCAACAAACUUCUUUUCCAACUCUCUCAAGAUCGGCGAAGGAGGGUAUGGGCCAGUCUACAGGUGUGAACUAGAUCACACGCCAGUUGCAGUGAAAGUGUUAAAACCAGAUGCAGCUCAAGGACGGUCACAGUUUCAGCAGGAGGUUGAAGUGCUAAGUUGCAUAAGGCAUCCAAACAUGGUUCUCCUCCUUGGAGCAUGCCCAGAGUUUGGUUGCCUAGUGUAUGAAUACAUGGCUAAUGGAAGCUUGGAUGAUUGCCUAUUCCGGAGAGGUAAUAACUCACCGGUUCUUCCCUGGCAGCUAAGAUUCCGAAUAGCUGCAGAGAUUGCCACUGGCCUCCUUUUCCUUCAUCAGGCAAAACCAGAACCACUGGUGCACCGUGACUUAAAACCAGGAAACAUUUUGCUUGACCGUAACUUUGUGAGCAAAAUCAGUGAUGUGGGAUUGGCCAGGCUUGUCCCUCCUUCAGUUGCAGACACUGUGACACAGUAUCGCAUGACAUCAACUGCUGGAACUUUCUGUUACAUUGACCCUGAGUAUCAGCAAACGGGCAUGCUAGGAAUCAAGUCUGAUAUUUACUCACUGGGAAUCAUGCUUCUACAGAUAGUUACAGCAAAGCCACCAAUGGGUUUGACUCAUCAUGUUAGUAGAGCUAUUGAGAAGGGAACUUUUGCUGAGAUGCUUGACCCUGCUGUUGAGGACUGGCCAGUUGAACAUGCCAUGCACUUUGCCAAGCUUGCCCUGCAGUGUGCAGAAAUGAGAAGAAAAGAUAGACCUGAUCUUGGAAAAGUUGUAUUACCUGAGCUCAAUAAGCUCAGAGAUUUUGCUGAAGAAUACAUGCCCAUGAUGAUGAGGUUCGGCGGAUUCGCUCCCAGAAAUAACAACAAUUACUCACGCUCCACAUUUUCCUCAAAUCAAGAUUCUAUGACUGAUUCUCAGUCGCUGUCUGGAAUCUCCGGAUAUGAGAGCCGCUCAAGCUCAUCCUCAAUGGGCAAAAUGUGA
Messenger RNA from Gastrolobium bilobum, 2394 nucleotides. Its product is annotated as U-box domain-containing protein 35-like. NCBI's taxonomy places the organism in Eukaryota, Viridiplantae, Streptophyta, Magnoliopsida, Fabales, Fabaceae. The record is from RefSeq and is a predicted model, not a curated record. Gene Ontology annotation, biological process: protein phosphorylation. Bases 1 to 2394 code for a protein of 797 amino acids. Gene Ontology annotation, molecular function: ATP binding; protein kinase activity. The transcript has 10 exons.